Molecule: messenger RNA, 1089 nt
Organism: Adineta steineri
Lineage: Eukaryota; Metazoa; Rotifera; Eurotatoria; Adinetida; Adinetidae
Source: the annotation of a GenBank genome assembly
AUGUCGAUUGGAAUAACAGAAAAACAAGUUUCAUAUGAUAAUCCAUGUGCACCUCUAGUGAAAUUUUCUCAUUCAAAUAAUAUUGAUGAUUUUGACGACGACGACGGAGAUAUGAUGGAUGAUCAAACAACAUCUUCAAAUACUCCCACUGAACCAACUAUUGGACAUUCAUUCAAAGCACUUUCACUCGAAGAUCUUGUUAAAUCAUUUGAUAAUACAAUCCAUGCUUGUUUUCCAGAACAACAAUUAAAUAUAUCCGAAGAAGAAGAAGAUGAAUCUAUGAAUAAAUCAAAAACCGAUCUUAUCACUACAUCAAAUACUUGGUCAGAAUUAAUUGAAAAUCUUCGUACAUCUUUACGUAAUGAUUUAAAAUUACCUCAUAUAUCUCAAAAUUGUCAAAUAGCGAUGAAUAGUAUUUGUGAAAAAAUUUCUUCUCAAGAUGAAAUUCAAUCAAUUGAUGAUUUGAAUGAAGAUGAAGAAGAAGAAUUACGUGAACAAUUAGAUAUGCACUCAGUUAUUGUUUCAUCAAAUAAUUUUCUUCAUGAACCUUUUCUUACAGCUGAACAAGUAAUUAGUGAAAUUGAUUUUAUGUUACAAGAUAUGACACCCGAUUCAGGUUAUUGUGAUGAUAUACUUGAUUUACAUACAUCACGUAUAAAUAAUAAUAAUGAAUUUCAAUUAAAAAAUCAAUCAAUUUAUAAUUUAAAUGAAUUAUAUGAAGAAUUAAAUACAUCUAUUAAAGAUUUAUCAAGUAUACUUGUACAAGAAUUAGCUUUACGAGAUGAUCUUGAAGAUGAAAAAGAAAGUAAAAAUACAUUUAUUUCACUUGUACUUAGUAUUCAAAACAAACGUCGACAUUAUCAAAAUGAAAAGCGUCAAAAACGUCGUUCUCUAUUUGGGAAUAGCAAUUAUAUCGAACCGGGAACUUAUUUAACAACAGUUAUUCCAUUUGAUCCUAAACAUCCAUCAUAUUUAUCUGUUGAACAUUUACAAAAUUUAAAUAAAAUUCUUCAAGCAAUUAAUGAAGAUAGUCCUCAAGUACCGGAAUUAUUAACAAAUUAUAUUCUUAAAGUUUUAUGUCCUUGUUAA